UACAAAUUAACGAUGUAAAUAUUUACAUGUAUAUGCUCGACACACAGGUUCAACAAUGUAAAGUUUCAGCUCGAUAUCUGUGUGUAGUAUUUUAAAAAGUUCGUAAAUCUCGCUUGAGAUAAAGGAAACGUGAGCAGGAAUUACUAAUCGGACUGUAAAACUCGGACCAUUCCGUACACUGUGACGAAAUCGCUUCACUGGAAACAUAUAAAUAUACGCACUCACCAAUGACAGAGAGCGAGAGAGAGGGGAUCUUGGCAUUAUACAACAGCAACAUAUGUUUCUAAUAUUCACUUUGCAGGGAAAGAUGCAGCAUCACUCGUGACCCUAUGCUUGAAACAAAACGCUAGGUUUUAUCACCACUUCACUGGAUUUAAGACUUGUAUUAGCUUAUCGAGGACUUCUCUUAAAAUUUAUUUGCACUAUUGGAUACUUAGUCUUCAUUGACGGAUAGAAGGAAUCAGCAACAUUGUGCUGUGGUUAGAAAUACUUACUCGCGAGGGUAUAAAAAUAGACAUAGUGAGAGCAAGAGGUAGCAAGUCACCAGCAAGCCUGAAUUAACGAGAUAAAAACGAAAGCUAGAGUUUGAUAAUAGUAGAAAAAACUGACUCGGUGCAUGCAUGGUCUGGAAUCAAGGUGGCUGUCUUUUGACGGUUCCAGAGGUUACAAUAAGUUCUGUUCAAGACAGGAAUAAAGAGGGAAAUUGUAAAAUGUCGUCCGAGACGGAGGAAAGUAUUCCGGAGGAAGAAGGGAGACCAAAGGAGCAGGAUAUAGAAGCGGACUCAAAAUUGCAAAUCAUCAUCAACAAAAUCAAAGACUUCUUUAAGAAGAUUUAUGCAGUAUCCAAGUCUCUGUUGGGGCUUUCGGUUUUACUUGUGCUUUAUUCAAUUAUAGGAAUGAUUAUGUUUCACUGGAUAGAAUAUCAGGAAGAGCUGGACCAGAGAGAAAAAGUUGUGAACUUCCGGGAACUCACGGCAAAACAACUGUUUAAAUUAAAUAAUAAAAUGCUAAAUGAAACUGAAUGGAUUCAAGAGUCCCGAGAAUAUUUGGAGAAUUAUGAAAAUUUGAUCAGGAACACACCCUAUGAUACCACCGAAAAACCACUUUGGAGUAUGUGGGGAUCUUUGUUUUUCUGUGCUACAAUUUACACUACGAUAGGUUAUGGUCACAUCACACCAAACACUGACUUCGGAAAAGUUAUGACCAUCUUUUAUGCAACAAUUGGGAUACCUUUGGCUUUAAUGGUUUUAGCAGAAGUCGGCAAAAAGUUAACCGUGGGUUUAAAGUUUCUGUGGAAAUUUGUAAGAAGAUACUAUUACACUGGAUAUUGCAUAAAAGUACGCCAAACGGGAAGUACAUAUAUGAAGAGUGGGUUUCAACGCGGGAAAACAGCUCUACGGAAGGCAUCUGUAAGAUCUGUUAGGCGACUUCGAGGUCGUCGGGAGUCCCCGGUAGACAGAGAAAACAACGAAACUCCCAAAACCAUUGAUAUUGAGGUAGGUACUGAUGUCAUAGAUUCAACAGAACUUCCGUUGGCAGUUCUAGAGGAAGCUGCGCAGAUAAUGGCAGAAUCGUCACUUGAUCAGGUGACACUUCAUGGAAAUGGUAUUCAACAAAUUACCUUGGUGGUACCAGAGACAGAAGAAACUGAAAGCACUCUUCAUGGAAACAGUAUUCAACAUGUUACACUGAUGGUUCCGGAAACAGAGGAAACGGAGAGCGCAUGCGGGGACUCUGUGACGUCAAAGGAGUCACAUGAUAUGAAUGAUUUUGAAAUCGACGAAAAUUUCAACUUGCCACUUCCUAUCGCCUCUGUCAUAAUGUUAAUAUACAUUUUCUUAGGAACCUGCUUCUACAUGAUUUUAGAACAGUGGAACUUCAUCGAUUCGUUUUAUUAUGUAUUCAUUUCAAUAAGUACUAUAGGUUUUGGCGACAUUGUACCUGGUCAGCCAGAGUAUUUCUUGGUGUCCUCAAUCUACCUUUUUCUCGGAUUGGCACUGGUAUCCAUGUGUAUAAAUGUCGGUGUUGACUAUUUAAAUGUGACAAUAGAUAAAGCUAAAGUACAGAUGGACAAAGCUAGAGAUAAAAUGAGUAUUGUGGGUAGAAAACACAUGAAAAUUGCUGGAGAACAAUGGGGUAAAGCAAAAGUCAGAGCCAGGACGAAGGCUACUGAAAUGAGAACGAAGGCACGAGAAAAAGCCACGGAAGUACACAAUAUUGCCAAAGACAAGGCAAAAGAAGUGAGAAAAGACAUCGUGUUAAACGUGCAAAAUGAACUUUCAAGAAUGAAGUCAUCGAGGAAGAAAAAUUCCUUAGAUUCGAAUGGGAAACCUCCUUCCGAGGAGAAUGUUGAGAGAGAAGUGUCUGUGGACAGAACUUUAACUCUCCAGAGAGUCACACAUAGACAUGAUAAAGACAAAAUCGUUUUAAAUGGAUCUCCAAAGCAAUAUAACCCCUCUGGGCCUGUGACAGAGUUAUGAGAUGAGUUGAACGUUUUUAAAGUUCAUCUCAAGAUAAGCAAGGCGUCCUGUUGAGCAAAGACAAUGAACAUCAUUUCUAAUUGAGAAUUCAGGAAUACCGAUCUGAAAUUUGUUAAAUGGAACAAAUGGACAAAUCAUGAAGUCUUAAGAACUUCAACGAUGAGAUGAUCUUUCUCAUAGCGCUGUUUGGUCGAGGAUGAGAGCAUGGAAAAAGUUACAGAAAUAAUUCCAAGAAAACAUGAUGUAACAAAAUGACUGUAUAAGAUUACAAAUUCAUGAAAUGUUGACUUGCCAAAGUGUUGGGAACUCCAAGGUUGUGAAACAACCAGACACGAAGCAAAUGCUUGUUCAGGAAUAAAACAGUAUGUCAGAAAUAGCUGUAUCAGACAUGUAUUUAUAUCAUUUUAUCAUUCAUGCUUCCUGGAAACAUACAUGAAACAUGGGUGCAUCAGGGUACAUAGCAAGUUCACUUUGUGUUUCAGUGUGUACAGAAGAUAAAACGAUGAUACAAUUGUUUCCUACUUCAAGAACAAUUCCAUUUCUAUUCACGUGUCCCUGAACUUGACAAUGCAACUUUUGUGUAUAUCAAACAAACAUGAAUGUGUGUGUGUUCACAUUACCCUUCAAACUUACAUCAGGAGAGAGAGAUUGAAUCCUUAACACCAUCAUUCAACAUCAUAUUAACAUUUUUUAACCGUGUAUGUAGAGUGCUCUCUUCCAAAAUCACUUUUAAGUUUAUAAUACAAAUGUACACGUCUACAUAUUCAUAUUAAUUU
Messenger RNA from Saccostrea cuccullata (small rock oyster), 3256 nucleotides. RefSeq names its product potassium channel subfamily K member 18-like. Gene Ontology annotation, cellular component: plasma membrane. Gene Ontology annotation, biological process: potassium ion transmembrane transport; stabilization of membrane potential. NCBI's taxonomy places the organism in Eukaryota, Metazoa, Mollusca, Bivalvia, Ostreida, Ostreidae. Gene Ontology annotation, molecular function: outward rectifier potassium channel activity; potassium ion leak channel activity. The transcript is spliced from 2 exons. The record is from RefSeq and is a predicted model, not a curated record. Bases 621 to 2480 code for a protein of 619 amino acids.